This is a messenger RNA of Amphiprion ocellaris (clown anemonefish), 3420 nucleotides long. RefSeq names its product serine/threonine-protein kinase SBK1. Gene Ontology annotation, molecular function: ATP binding; protein serine/threonine kinase activity. The coding region runs from base 187 to 1164 and encodes 325 amino acids. Gene Ontology annotation, biological process: peptidyl-serine phosphorylation; peptidyl-threonine phosphorylation. The transcript is spliced from 4 exons. The record is from RefSeq and is a predicted model, not a curated record. Lineage: Eukaryota; Metazoa; Chordata; Actinopteri; Pomacentridae.
UGAGUCUGGCAGUGAAAAGCUCUCAGGUCCACUCAGCAGCAGCAGCAGCAGCAGUGGAGCUGGAGGACGAACAGAACCAACAGAAUAUCGAUUCUCUGCAUUCUGUCAGCUGUUAGCGCCGCUGGGAGUCUUUCAAGAGCUCGGAUUGUUUUCAGACUGAGUUGGGAAGAGUCUGAGAGAAAAAAGAUGAUCGAGCUGGGCCUCGCUGACGGCAGCCUGAUCGACGAGCUGAUGGAGCUGACGGCGCAGAGCCUCGGUCAGCUGGAGAUCCAGGAACGCUUUGACGUCAUCAAGGAGAUCGGACGAGGGAAAUACGGCAAAGUGCUGCUGGUGACGCAUCGCUUCAGAGGGACUCCUAUGGCCUUAAAAGUGAUGCCCAAAGCCUCGACUAAGCUGCAGGGCUUCCUCCGAGAGUACUGCAUCUCCCUACACCUGUCCCGCCACCCCUGCAUCGUGGGCCUCUUCGGCAUCGCCUUCCAGUCGAAUGAGCACUACUGCUUCGCCCAGGAGCUCGUCAUUGGACGGGACCUUUUCGCCGUCAUCCAGCCGAAGGUGGGCAUCCCAGAGUCUUCUGUGAAACGUUGCGUCCUCCAGAUCUCCAGCGCUCUGGAGUUCAUCCACAGCCACGGUCUGGUCCACCGAGACGUCAAACCUGAGAACAUCUUGCUGCUGGACACCCACUGCUGCCAGGUGAAGCUGGCGGACUUCGGCCUCGCCCAGAAGAGGGGAACCCUGAUCCGAUUCAUCACGGGAACUUUACCCUACAUGGCUCCAGAACUGUGCACCGUGGCCCUGCUGGAUGGCCAGAAGGAGGUGACGGCCGCCCCCCUGAGCGUGGAGCCCAGCCUGGACACCUGGGCCUUCGGCGUGGUCAUCUUCUGCAUCCUCACCGGCUACUUCCCCUGGGAGCGCUGCAUGGACUCGGACGACUUCUACCAGGAGUUCGCAGACUGGUGCAGGACGGAGGGGAGGCCCGAUGCCGAGGGGGACGUCCCCCCACUGUGGAAGAGGUUCACUCCAGAAGCUAUGGAGAUGUUUGGGAAGCUGCUGGCUCUGGAUGCUAGAAAGAGGUGCACGGUGGGUGAGGUGAGGGCGUACAUGGAGAAGGACUGGCUGAAGCAGCAGCAGGCAGGAAGUCAGGCGGACAAUCAGCCUGGUACUUAGGAACCACUAAGAUUUCUGUACAGUCAUAGUUUCUGAUGCCUCAUAUAUCAUAUCAUAUAGGCCUUAAAGUGGGCGGCAUGCCAUUUGCAGUGUCAAAGUGUCAAACCAUUUGAUGGAUGCAACAGAAACAAAAGAUGUUGCUCAAACUAGCGGUGAAAGAUGGAAGAACCAACGUCUAGGUAGGUGUGUACACUACCAUUCAAAAGUUUGGGGUCACCCAGACAAAUUCAUGUUUUCCAUGAAAACUCACACUUUUAUUCAUGUGCUAACAUAACUGCACAAGGGUUUUCUAAUCCUCAAUUAGCCUUUCAACACCAUUAGCUAACACAAUGUAGCAUUAGAACACAGGAGUGAUGGUUGCUGGAAAUGUUCCUCUGUACCUCUAUGGAGAUAUUCCAUUAAAAAUCAGCUGUUUCCAGCUGGAAUAGUCAUUUACCACAUUAACAAUGUCUACACUGGAUUUCUGAUUCAUAUUAUGUUAUCUUCAUUGGAAAAAAACAGCUUUUCUUUCAAAAAUAAAAACAUUUGUAAGUGACCCCAAACUUUUGAACGGUAGUGCAGGUAGGCAAUUUAUUAAUCCCGAGGGAAAUUCAAUCAAACCAGCAGCAUAUCAAUCAUACAGAAUAUACAAAAAUAAAUGAUAAGAGCCAAGCACACAGCAGACAUAGAGAUAUAGGAAAUAUAAAGGCUUAGUUACGUGCAGAAUGUAUAUACUAAAGCUAAAUAACUGUGCAGAUGGUGUGCAAGUGGGAAGAAAAAUAUAAACCUGUGCAAUUAGCAAUGUACAAAAAACCAAAGAUGUACAUUUAUUUACAUAACAGAAGGCUUCUGUAGCAUCUUUGAUUGUGUAUUUUGAAGUGCCACCCCUCCUCCAACACCUCCUACUAUCGUCAUCCCCACUCUUGCCCCGACAGGUCGAGGCAGAUGUCAGCCUUCCCUGAGCCUGGUUCUGUUGGAAGUUUUUUUUUCCCCAUACCUGUUCUUCGUUUUGUUUUGGGAUUUUUUUCAUCCCUUCCCACCGCUGCUCAUAGGGAGUUGUUGGGUUUUCUAUUCUCUGGUAUGAGUUAUAAACAGAGAGCUGGUCUGUUCUCUGCUUAUAACUCAUAAGGUCUGUACCUUACUAUGCUAAGGUCUGUGAGGUGACAUAUGUUGUGACAUGUUGUGUUAUAUGAAUACAAUUUAACUGAAAAAGUUUUAGAUAACAUACUGUCGUGUUUUUGUUGGAGACUGGACUUUCUGACAGAAAGAUGAAGAGUCUCCAGUCAGUCAAGGGUUUGUUUUUGUAAAGAUGGAACCUUUUAACAGUCUAUUAAGCAAGUAAAAGUUCUCUGUAAUCUGUAAGAAUGGACACAACGAUGACUAAUCUACUACUAUUACUAUUAAUAUUAAGAAACAAAUGCAUACAAAACAUGAAAAUUAUGAAUGAAUAGACACAAAUUUUAGCUAAACUUUUGGACUCUUACUUUCGAUGGUUUUUGACUUUUUCUAGAAAAAGUUCAGAUUUUGCGGACAUUUGAGUCUUUUUUCUGAUCUUUUGAUGUCUUUUGCUCUGGACAGCGUUAAAUUCAAACCUUUAACAUUUAAACUGACAACUAUCCUCGAUUUUAAUUUUGUAGACGGCCGAAGAUUUCUUACUUCUCUUUCUUUGAGUUUAUUUUUAGCAGUCGGAAAACAGCUGGAUUUGUUUCUAGCUUCUUCUACUCUCAUUUACUACAGCCAUGUAGCCGACAGCGCCACCUUCUGGCAACACUAUGCAGCCUUGUUCCAACGUACUUAAUGGAAGAAUUUAGCAUUUUUUUGCCACUUAAAUGGAAACGCAGCUAAUGUACCACUUAAAGUAUUGUCCAAAAUGUACUUAAAGUGAUUCUUAUGCUACCGAUGUAAUGUUAUGUAUUGCAUUGAUAGAUAAAUACUGAUGGUUUAAUAUGUCGUGAGCACUAUUUUACUGUUGUAAUUUCUCAAAAUGAAGAUGAGAUGAAUGGGAUUUUUUCAGUCUUCCUUUGUUUUACUUGUUUUAAAUGACUUUUUGCUAUGAGAAAUUCAUUUGAUGUGUAAUACAUGAUUGUAAAUCCUCCCAUGUUGUGCUGGAAUUUUAGAUUUCUGGAGCAAUUUUAGAUUCAAAAACUUUAUCAUAAGUCUGUAAAAAUUAUAUGUCUGUAUGUCGCAUAAUAAGACUAAAGCUUGUAUACGUAUGAUUACAAUCAUAAGAAAGCUUUCAUUUGUAUAAAUAAAGUUGAGAUACUUUAUUAUUAACAA